Molecule: messenger RNA, 1470 nt
Organism: Carcharodon carcharias (great white shark)
Lineage: Eukaryota; Metazoa; Chordata; Chondrichthyes; Lamniformes; Lamnidae
Product: testis-specific serine/threonine-protein kinase 1-like
Exons: 1
Coding region: 1-1470 (489 amino acids)
Biological process (GO): protein phosphorylation; intracellular signal transduction; microtubule cytoskeleton organization
Cellular component (GO): cytoplasm
Molecular function (GO): tau-protein kinase activity; ATP binding; protein serine/threonine kinase activity
Source: RefSeq, a predicted model, not a curated record
AUGGAUGAUGGGGUGGUCCUGAAAAAACGGGGCUACACCUUGGGCGUCAACCUGGGGGAGGGGUCAUAUGCCAAAGUCAAGUCUGCCUACUCUGACCGUCUGAAGACUAAUGUGGCUGUUAAAAUCAUCGACAGGAGGAAGGCCCCUGCUGAUUUCCUGGAGAAGUUUCUGCCCCGUGAGUUGGAAAUCUUGGCUCUGCUCAAUCACCGUUACAUCGUCAAAACCUUUGAGAUUUUCGAGACUUCAGAUGGAAAGGUUUACAUUAUUAUGGAGUUGGGUGUUCAGGGAGAUUUACUAGAGUUCAUUAAAACCAGGGGGGCCUUGCCUGAAGAGGUGUCACGUAAGAUGUUCCGUCAGUUGGCACUGGCCGUCAAGCACUGUCACGAGCUGGAUGUGGUCCAUCGCGAUCUCAAGUGUGAGAAUCUUCUCCUCGAUAAGGACUUUAAUGUCAAGCUCUCCGACUUUGGUUUUGCCAAACGAUGCAGUACAGACGAUCAGGGGAGACCCUUGCUUAGCAAAACCUUCUGUGGCUCUGCAGCAUAUGCAGCCCCUGAAGUACUGCAAGGUAUUCCUUACCAGCCCAAAGUGUACGACGUUUGGAGCCUUGGGGUGAUUCUUUUCAUCAUGGUGUGUGGAUCGAUGCCAUAUGAUGACUCCAAUAUUAAAAGGAUGCUGAGGAUUCAAAAGGAGCACAGAGUAGACUUCCCUCGGUCAAAAGUGGUGCCUGCAGAUUGCAAAGAACUGAUCUAUCGAAUGCUCCACCCUGACACUAGCAAACGUCUCACCAUUGAUGAGGUUCUGGAACAUCCAUGGGUCUUCUCUGCCAAAAUGAAAGAAGCCUCUACAACCAAAAAAGUGGAACCCAGCACAGAGAAGAGAGAAGACAAGCAUGGGCACACAAAGGAAGAGAAACAUGAAGGAAAGAGUGAGCAGAAACAUGACCCAAAGUACCAGUGGGAGAUUGAAACAGGCCAUGAAUGGGUGGACAUGAAACAUGAGGCAAAACACGAAUGGAUGAACAUGAAACGGGACAAGGCAGAUGGCAAGCAAGAAGCACAGGCUGAGCACAAGGAGGACGCCAGGCAUGAGGAGGCAUCUGACUUCAAGGACAGAUCCUCACCUCAGGCAAAGGCUGAGGAGGCAAAGCACCAAUCAAAAGGUGGACCAAAAGUCGAGUACAAGAAUGGAGCCAAGGCAGGGUUAAGGCAGGGAAAAUCCCCAAAUCAGGAAACCAAAACUGAAGCUGAAACUGACAGCAAACUGGAACCAAAAACAGAAGCAAAGGGCAGCAGACGCAAAUCGAGAAGUCUCAGGCUAACUGAUGAAGACCAUCCCGACGACAGCGAGGUCUAUCCUGACCAGGAGAGCUUUCUUGAGGCGCAGAGCAAGGCAGAGCUGAAAAAAGUUAGUUCCAAAAAGUCAAAAUCUGUUGAAAAAAAGGGCAAACAUUCAAGCAAAUCUCGCACCUAG